AUGAACUCACUGUUGCAGUACACAGCCACAUCACUGUGCCGCAGUGGCAGCAGUAUCAGUGGCAGCAUUGGCAACAGGCUGUUGCGUUGCAGCAACUCAAUCAUCAAUCAUAGAUCAUAUUCGACGACGACGACAAAGACGACAGGAGGCGACGAGAAUCAUUCAUAUGCAAACACACUCAAUCUACCAAAGACAUCAUUCUCAAUGAAGGCUAAUGCAGCAAUACGCGAGCCAACACUUCUGAAGGAUGUCUAUCAACUGUACAAAUGGCAGGAGGCCAACAACAAGGGCACGCCAUGGAUCUUUCACGAUGGACCACCCUACGCCAAUGGUGACCUUCACCUCGGUCACGCACUCAACAAGAUCCUCAAAGACAUAAUCAAUCGUUACAAGCUACUUCGUGGACAUAAGGUCAAUUACAUCCCUGGAUGGGACUGCCAUGGACUGCCUAUUGAGAUGAAGGCAUUCGAAUCGUUCAAGAAGGAUAGGAGCGCGCUCAAGCCUAGCGAGGUGAGACAGGUCGCGACGGACUUUGCAAAGAAGGAGAUCAAGAAGCAGUUGGAGUCGUUUAAGUCAUGGGGUGUGAUUGGCGACUGGGAGAAUCACUACCGCACGAUGGAACCAGGCUACGAGUCGGCCCAACUCGAGAGCUUCUACGAGAUGUACCAGAAGGGCUACGUAUACCGCGGCAUCAAGCCCGUAUACUGGUCGCCCUCUUCAAAGACGGCGCUGGCCGAGGCCGAGCUCGAGUACAAUGACAAUCACGUGAGCAAGUCCAUCUUUGUCAAGUUCAAGGUGGCUCGCCAUGGCAACGCCAAAACAUCACUUGCAGGAUUGGACAAUGGCAAGCUGUACGCAAUCAUUUGGACGACCACCCCAUGGACCAUCCCCGCCAACCAGGCCAUCUGUGUGAGCGGCGAACUCGAGUACGUCGUGGUCGAAGCGGAUAACAAUGAACGCUAUAUUGUGUCGGCUGAGCGUCUGGCUACCCUGCGCGAGAACUUCAAGCUGGCGCUGCCAGUGUUGGGCAGCAUCAAGGGCACCGACCUGGUCGGCACCAUCGCCCAACAUCCAAUGUACCCACGUGACUCGCCCGUUCUGGUUGGCGAGCACGUCGUACCUGGCUCGGGAACGGGACUCGUGCACACUGCACCCGGUCACGGACUGGACGACUUUGCCAUCUGCCAGAAGCACAACAUUCCCGUGUUGUCGCCCGUUGACGAUCUUGGCAAGUUCACAAGUGACGUAGGCACCACGCUUGCGGGAAUGGAGGUACUCGGCGCGGGCAAUGACGCGUCCAUCGAGGAGCUCAAGAAGAUUGGUGCGCUGGUCUUCCAAGAAGCAUACACACACAAGUAUCCCUAUGACUGGCGCACAAAGAAGCCCAUCAUCAUCAGGACGACCAAACAAUGGUUCGUCGACCUGAGCAACGUCCAGUCAACAGCAGUCGACUGUGUCAAGGCCGUCAACUUUGUACCACCCACUGGCACCAAUCGCCUGUCAAGCAUGGUGGGCCGUCGCACAGACUGGUGCAUCUCUCGUCAGCGCUACUGGGGCGUGCCCAUCCCCGUGUUCUACGACAAGGAGACGGGCGAGGCAUUGCUCAACGACAACACUUUCAAUCACAUUCUCCAGCUGUUCCAGAAGCAUGGCUCAGACUGCUGGUUCAACAUGGAAACGGCACAGUUGCUGCCGGCAGAGAUGCGCAACCAGGCCGACAAGUACAUCAAGGGUACGGACACGAUGGAUGUCUGGUUCGACUCAGGUACGUCGUGGCGUGGUGUGUUGGUGUCUCGUGGAGUCAUGUCCUUGGAGGACAGCGCAGACAUCUACCUGGAGGGAAGUGAUCAACACCGUGGAUGGUUCCAAUCCUCUCUUUUGACAUCAGUCUGCACAAGAGGAAUGGCACCAUACAAGAACGUCGUGACACACGGAUUCCUCCUGGACGAGAAGGGUUUCAAGCAGUCCAAGUCCCUUGGCAACACAGUAUCGCCCAAGUUGAUCGUACAAGGAGGUCAGAACAAAGUUGAGAACCCUGCUUAUGGAGUGGAUAUGAUGAGGAUGUGGGUGGCAUCAUCUGAUUACUCAAAGGAUAUCUCAGUCGGCCCAUCAAUCUUGGCAAAGAUAUUGGACAAUGUCAAGAAGAUCAGGAACACAGUCCGAUACAUGCUUGGAGCCAACUUUGACUUCAACCCAGAUCAACACUCUGUUCCAUACUCGCAACUAUCCGAGCUCGAUAAGUAUGCUCUGCACAAGGUAUACGCGUUGAGUGAGUCUGCCACGCGCAAUUAUGAUCAGUUCCACUUCCAGAAGGUGACUCAGGACUUGCUCAACUUCUGCAAUGAGACAUCGGCAUUCUACUUUGACAUCAUCAAACAAAGACUAUAUGUCGAGGCGCCAGACAACAUACACAGACGCAGCUCUCAAACAGUCCUUUUCGAAAUGUUGGACGUUGUCAACAAGAUCAUUGCACCCAUAGCUGUGCACACUUGUGAGGACAUCUACAACCAUCAGUACAAGUAUCGUCAACCGACCGAGUCUGUCUUUACACAGGGCUGGACAAGGACGCAACCCGAAUGGAACAACCCUGAGCUGCACGACAAGUGGACACAGAUAAUUGCCGUGCGUGAUUCAGUCAAUCGCAUGCUACAACAAGUGAGAGACGCCGGACAUAUUGGUAGACCCGACGAAACAACCAUCACCCUCACCCUGACCAGCCCUCUGUACGAGUUGAUCCAGUCGAAUGAAGGCCAGCUCGACGACAUCUUCUGUGUUUCCAAGGUGACUGUCGUGCGUGCCACCGACAACGAGUCUCAGGCUCAGAGCAAGGCUCAUCCAAGUGACAUCUACAGACAGGUGGACCCAGAUUAUACACACAGCGUAAUCACUGCCACUCCAAACGGUGCCGAGAUAGGCAAGAUGAGGGUGGUUGUCGAGAAGAGCUCGUGCCACAAGUGUCCACGCUGCUGGCGUCAUACCAGUGAACAGCCAUCCCAUGUUUGCAGUGCCUGUUCAUCCAGGCUAGAACAAAUCAAACAAAGACAACAAUAA
Molecule: messenger RNA, 3051 nt
Organism: Acytostelium subglobosum LB1
Lineage: Eukaryota; Evosea; Eumycetozoa; Acytosteliales; Acytosteliaceae
Exons: 4
Coding region: 1-3051 (1016 amino acids)
Biological process (GO): isoleucyl-tRNA aminoacylation
Cellular component (GO): cytosol
Molecular function (GO): tRNA binding; ATP binding; aminoacyl-tRNA deacylase activity
Source: RefSeq, a predicted model, not a curated record